AUGCCUGACAAGAUUCUUGACGACAUCUCCCAUCGGAGAUAUAAUCCUCUCACUGAUAGUUGGCUGCUCGUGUCGCCUCAUCGAACAAAGCGGCCAUGGCAGGGAGCUCAAGAGGCAGCUUGUUAUUUGUGUCCUGGAAAUGCCCGUGCUGCCGGAGAUACAAACCCCAAAUACGACAAGACUUUUGCUUUUGUCAAUGAUUACAGUGCCGUAAAAGAGCAACAGCCAGACUACGAGCCUGAUAGUAAAUCUAAUGAUCUUGAAUCCAUGCUUCUCAAGGCACAGAGUGUCAAAGGCGUCUGCUACGUCCUUACCUUCUCUCCAAAACACCACCUCACUCUCGCAGAUAUGCCCGCCCCCGAGAUCCUGCCCGUCAUCGAGCAUUGGACUCGCAUCUACGCCAACCACUUGUCCUCGUCCAACCCAUUGGCAAAACUAGCCGACAACCUAGAAGUAUCCUUGCCAAAGAACGAAGCACCAGUCCCCAAGGACGAGUACCGCUACAUGCAGAUCUUCGAAAACAAGGGCUCUGCGAUGGGUUGUUCCAAUCCCCAUCCCCACUGCCAAGUGUGGACGACGUCAACUAUGCCAGAGGAGCCUGGAAAGGAGCUCGUACAGAUGACCAAGUACCGCGCAAACAAUGGCGGCCGGCAUUUGCUGGAGGACUAUGUGAAGCUGGAGCUUGCCAAAGAGGAGCGCGUACUUUGGCAAAAUGAGUCGUUCGUGGUUGUUUGCCCCUGGUGGGCGGUUUGGCCAUUCGAAGUGCUCAUUCUUCCCAAGAGACAUAUCCGUUCAUUAGUUGACUUUAAACCCGAGGAGAGACUGCACCUUGCUGCGGCUAUUCAGGAAGUUACGCGACGUUAUGACAAUCUCUUUGAAUGCAGCUUCCCGUACAGUUCUGGCAUUCACCAGGCGCCGCUCAAAGGAACGGACGAGGAGAUUGAAAAUUCCUAUUUCCACAUGCACUUCUAUCCGCCGCUGCUGCGCUCUGCAACGGUAAAGAAGUUCCUCGUCGGGUACGAGCUCAUGGCUGAGCCGCAGAGAGACAUUACUCCUGAGCAGGCGACGGCUAGGCUUAGAAACUGUGGUGGGGAGUUGUACAGAAACAAUUUGAAAUAA
Molecule: messenger RNA, 1119 nt
Organism: Pochonia chlamydosporia 170
Lineage: Eukaryota; Fungi; Ascomycota; Sordariomycetes; Hypocreales; Clavicipitaceae
Product: galactose-1-phosphate uridylyltransferase
Exons: 4
Coding region: 1-1119 (372 amino acids)
Biological process (GO): beta-D-galactose catabolic process via UDP-galactose, Leloir pathway
Cellular component (GO): cytoplasm
Molecular function (GO): UDP-glucose:hexose-1-phosphate uridylyltransferase activity; zinc ion binding
Source: RefSeq, a predicted model, not a curated record